AUGUCCGAGGAAGCUCCCGCACCUGCUGCCGCCCCGGCCAAGGCGGCCAAGAAGAAGAAGACAGCGACUUCCAAGCCCAAGAAGGUCGGCCCCAGCGUGGGCGAGCUGAUUGUGAAAACCGUGGCCGCUUCCAAGGAGCGCAGCGGCGUGUCCGCAGCCGCUCUCAAGAAGGCUCUGGCUGCCGGAGGCUACGAUGUGGACAAGAACAAGGCCCGCGUCAAGACCGCCAUCAAGAGCCUGGUGGCGAAGGGCACUCUGGUGCAGACCAAGGGCACCGGAGCCUCCGGAUCCUUCAAGAUGAACAAGAAGGCUACUGAGAGCAAAGCCAAGAAGCCCGCAAAGAAAGCCGCUCCUAAAGCCAAGAAGCCCGCCGCGGCCAAAGCCAAGAAACCGGCAGCAGCUGCUAAGAAGUCGCCCAAGAAGGCCAAGAAGCCCGCAGCGGCGCCCAAGAAAGCGCCCAAAAGCCCCAAGAAGGUGCUCAAGAAGGCUCCCGCAGCAAGGAAGUCCCCCGCCAAGAAGGCCGCCAAGCCCAAAGUCAAGAAGGCCGCCACAGCAGCCAAGAAGAAGUGA
Messenger RNA from Pelmatolapia mariae (spotted tilapia), 570 nucleotides. RefSeq names its product histone H1-like. The transcript has a single exon. NCBI's taxonomy places the organism in Eukaryota, Metazoa, Chordata, Actinopteri, Cichliformes, Cichlidae. Gene Ontology annotation, cellular component: nucleosome; nucleus. Gene Ontology annotation, biological process: nucleosome assembly; negative regulation of DNA recombination; chromosome condensation. The record is from RefSeq and is a predicted model, not a curated record. Gene Ontology annotation, molecular function: double-stranded DNA binding; nucleosomal DNA binding; structural constituent of chromatin. The coding region runs from base 1 to 570 and encodes 189 amino acids.